UGUGGCUGAGUGAAAGCUGGAGAGCGAAGGAGCAUAGCGUUUGGUCUCGGUUGAAAGCAGAAUAUAUUAUUACGAGACAAUUCCUAAUUUAAUAAAGUGUUAGCAGUGUCAGGUAGUCUGUUAAGGUUACCGUGUGGGAUUAAAAUGUGUGUCGCUCUCCUCGGUGUCCGAGACAACGGUGGGAGCCGAAAAAUCCCCCAAGUAACGUUAAGACUCAACGGUUUCUUCUGUUAAGGAUUUCAGGACGGCUACGGUAUCAAGUACAACUCCGGCAGAAAAGUGAAGGUGUUGACGAUUUGGUGUGAGCAGUAAUAGCUAACCAGCCGGGGGUCACCGUUGUCAUCAUCGUCAUGGCAAAUAAGAAGAAUCUCGUUAACAUGGUGGUGUCCUGUGAAUGGGCUAUGUGCACCUUCAAAGGCAAGACUAUGGAGGAACUGAGCGACCACAUGUCAGCGCACUUAAUGGACCACUUGGGAGACCGAGACGCCAUGGAGGAACUCGAUGACUACGCCUGUCUCUGGGAGGGAUGUGAGUAUCUGGCCAUGGGCAGCCCCUGGGAGCUGGAGGUCCAUGCCCAUUUCCAUACUUAUCAUGGCAAGCUCAAGUUCAUUGGGACACAGCUGCUGAAGGCCCACCCUGAGCUUCCUAGCUGCAACCAGGACCCGCACUGCAACAACCUGGUUUCCGAAGGCUCAGACAGGCUUGUUUGCCAGUGGGAGCACUGUGAUUGUACAUUUAACAAUCCAGAGUGGUUCUACCGGCAUGUGGAUAAUCACGUUCAGUGCAUCGACCAGCAGCCACUCUCACAUAUGCAGCAGGCUCUCUUCUGCCACUGGAGAGGCUGUGAUGCCUUCUUCAAGAUCAAGUAUCGUCUGAGAGAGCACCUGCGGAGUCACACUCAGGAGAGAGUUGUCGCUUGUCCUACCUGUGGCUGCAUGUUCUCCAGCAACACAAAGUUUUUUGACCACCUCCACAGGCAAGCUCAGCCAGAAGAGUCCCUGGUAUGUGAGCACUGUGGCAAAGGCUUUGCCAAUGAGAGGCUUUUGAGGGAUCAUGUGCGACAGCAUGUGAAUCAUGUCAAGUGUCCCUUGUGUGACAUGACCUGCACCACUUUGGCAACUCUGAAGAUUCAUAUCAAGUUCCGUCACUGUGACGAGCGGCCUUUUCCAUGUGACUUCUGUGAGAGCAGCUUCAAGAACCAGAACGAUCUACGGAAACACAUGGAGACCCAUAAUGAGGGUGCUGCCUACCACUGCACGGUGGAGGGCUGUGAUUAUUCUUCUCGUAUGGCCCACACCAUGAGCCAGCACUACAAGAGAGUGCAUGAGGGUGGUAUGGUCUCAAGAUACAAAUGCCAUAUUUGUGAUAGGACCUACUCCUGGUGUUAUACUCUCACCCUGCACUUGCGUAAGAAGCACCAGCUGAAAUGGCCUUCUGGGCACUCCCGCUUUAGAUACAAGGAGGAUGAAGACGGCUACCUGAAAUUAAACAUGGUGCGCUAUGAAACAGUGGAGGUGACCCAGGAGAUAAUGAAGGACAUGGAAACGGGGCGCCAGGUCAUUCGGAAAGGCCCGAGCACCAGUAGCAGAGCCAAGAAGGCUGAUGUCAGACCAGAGAGUAACCGCAACUCUCCCGCAAGCUCCUCCUCCCCCUCAUCCUGCUCUUCCUCCUCCUCCUCCUCCACAGAGCUAUCAGGAGGCGAGGACAUUUCAUCUCAGCCCAGCCCCCGGGAUAGUGACUCUCCAGUUUACUGUGUCAUGAGCAGCAUCCCUCAAAUAGAUGGCGAGCCUGAAGAAUUACCCCCGGAGGAGGCUGACUGUAGUGGGACAUGUGGAGCAGUCAAGGCGCUGACGGAGGUCGCCAGGGGCCUGGGCAUGGAUGUGGUGUGAAUCCUCCACCCUCCAUUACAACAUUCAUCCUCAUGGGUUAAAUCUCACAUAUCGUCUGUCCUAGUUAGCAUGCAGCCACAGGACUGGUGUUCAGUGUAUUGUUCAGUGGAAAUUUGAACUUUUCCUUCAUGGCCUCCUGUGUUUUUUGGGGGUACACUAUGUUCUGAUGAAAAUAUCCCAGUCAACACAACUAUUGUUGAUUAAACUGUUGAUUGUGUAGCUGUUUUGGAGACCACAAUAGCACUACAGCAGCUCUCAGUACCUGUAGUGCGGCAGCUGAGCUUCGUGAUGACUGGUGUUUGCUUGAGAUUGCCUCAUAUGGAGUACAGUGUUUCUGUGAGAUAUGAUGCCUUUCAAAAGUAUUCAGAUCCUUGAUGUUUUGCACAUUUUGGUAUGUUCGAAAGUUGUUUCAAACUGCAUCUAGUUAGGAUUUUAGGUCUACACAGAGCACUAAGUUCCAUCAAUGAGAAAACAAAACAUAAAACACACAAGUGAAUGUUAUUUCCCCUUUUUUAUUAAAGUAGCAUAAAUUAAAUUUGCAUAGGUAUCCAACACUUGCUUUGUUUGGUCUAAACUGCCACACUAGAAACAGUUUGUUCAUCAUUUCAUCUGUUACUCAGAUGUCAGAUUUAGAUUGUGUUUAGAUAGUGUAGACAGUGAUUCUGAACAGUGUUUCCUUCUAAGCAUUUCUGCUUGUCCUGCUCUAUCAGUGAGAAAACAAAACAUAAGAAUACCAAGUCGAGUUCCUUUCACUGGAUCAGGAGGGACUCUGAAAAAUUUAAGGGUGCAGGGUGGACUCUACUUCAGCACAGUUGUGAUGUGUGUUCCAUUUAUGAAUUAGCAUUUGAGUACAGUUCUAGAGAUUUAAAAGAAAAUAUAAAUCCUCCUUUUCCAGUAACUGCAGUCGAAAAUACAGGACGUGGGUCUUUCUGUGCGUUUCUCCAGUCCAUGUUUUUUUUACAGUGGAAGUCACUGGAGAUGUUAAACAGAAAAAAGCUGACAGACAUGACAAAUAAUGUAUUUUCUCAGAGUGAUGGAAAGAUGCACUCAAAUAUCCAUAAACAAACCAUAUAGACCUUACUGCAUUUAAAUAUUCAGAUGGGGAGUUCACCUCGCACCUUAAGAUCCCAUUCAGUCCCAGCUUUGUCAGCAUGCAUUUCUUUCUUUUCUUUUCUUUCUUUUUUUUUUUUUACUGCUAAAGCAGAGUCCUUUGCAUAUAACCGAAUGUAAAUCUCAAGUAAAUGUGUUUUGAAAUAACAACAAAAUGUCCCAAACCUCAAAGGGUCUAAAUACUUUUGCGAAGCACUGUGGUCAGUAACGCUAAUCAUAAAUGUGAUGAUAAAAGUGGCACUAAUAGAGUUCUUCUGUGAAGUAUUCUUCCUUACGCUUUAUGCUCUGUGUUCCUGUUUUGUGUGAAAUACCAUUAUGAUUCUGAGGCAGUCAAAUGGCAUUAUGUGUAUCAUAGUUUUGAAACAGAACUCCAUCUACAAAGCAGCAAGUUUUCAGUGAACAAGUCAGUCCAUCUACAGUAUUAGAGGAAUACUUUUCUUCCUCUUAUUUUUAGAUUACCAUAACCACCAGGUAUCAUAAUGGCAUUCAGUAGUGUUCACAUUUCAGAUUUGCGUUGAUCUGCAAACUUACAUUUUUGAAGAAUUUUACAUAUCACUUGUCCAAUUCCCGUUCCAUGCAUUUUUUUUUUUUUUUUUUGUAUAU
Myripristis murdjan (pinecone soldierfish) is the source of this 3602-nucleotide messenger RNA. RefSeq names its product histone H4 transcription factor. NCBI's taxonomy places the organism in Eukaryota, Metazoa, Chordata, Actinopteri, Holocentriformes, Holocentridae. The record is from RefSeq and is a predicted model, not a curated record. Gene Ontology annotation, biological process: regulation of transcription by RNA polymerase II; anatomical structure development. The coding region runs from base 351 to 1889 and encodes 512 amino acids. The transcript is spliced from 10 exons. Gene Ontology annotation, molecular function: RNA polymerase II cis-regulatory region sequence-specific DNA binding; DNA-binding transcription factor activity, RNA polymerase II-specific.